This is a messenger RNA of Entamoeba invadens IP1, 1422 nucleotides long. RefSeq lists its product as hypothetical. Bases 1 to 1422 code for a protein of 473 amino acids. Gene Ontology annotation, cellular component: Golgi membrane. Lineage: Eukaryota; Evosea; Mastigamoebida; Endamoebidae. Gene Ontology annotation, biological process: intracellular protein transport; vesicle-mediated transport. The record is from RefSeq and is a predicted model, not a curated record. The transcript has 3 exons.
AUGGACAUUGAAAAGUUGUCAGAGUUUGUCUGUUCUUUGUUUGAGACAAAAGACAAAACGUUGAUGAAAUUUCUAGUUGUUGAUGAUGUGACAUCGAAGAUCAUGUGGUUUGUAAACAAGAAGUCGAAAGUCACUUAUAAUGUAAUGACAACUACUUUACAAAAAGAAGGAUAUAAUGACAGAUCAUAUGCAGAUGCCAUUUACAUCAUUUCCACUCAAUCGAAAACACUGGAAACACUUAUUUCACAUCUGCAACAUCCAUCGUACCAUUCCUAUUACAUUUAUUUCGUCGAAGAAGUCUCGGACCACAUUAUCGAAAUGAUCGGGACGGCUGACAUUUUUGAAGUGGUUGAUUCUCUCAAAGUAAUUCCCCUUGCUUGGAAACCUGAAACACCAAAUUUAUUCACAACACAAUUUCCGUCUUCGAAGGGAAUUAUUAGUUAUUUGAAGUAUCAAAACGCGCGUCCGACGAUCGUGUAUCAAAAAUUCAGUGAAAAAGCAAAGAACAUUGCGAUUCAAAUAUGUGGAAAUACACAAGAAGAAAGCGACGAGACACUUCUUCUUAUAUUGGAUCGUGGAUUUGACCCAUACACGCCAUUUCUGCCAAACAUCGGUGUUUAUGGGCAAGCAGUGGAGUAUGGCAUUCUGAACGAUACCCAUGUGUGGUGCAAUGGUGUUGUCAUCUUUGCUAAUUAUACAAAAGAGGUGUAUGAAAUGGACCAAUCCACCGCAAACGACUUUUUGAGGAAGGUCGCCGAUGAACAUACAACACUCUCCAAUGAAAUAAAAAGAAAAAUGACUGAAAAUGUUGUCAAAGGAGGUUCCACAAUUGUUUUAAACGAACUUAGUUACCAGAAGAAAAAGGUCGAUAAAAAGAUCGAAGAAAUCACUUGUCUUCUCGAAGUCACAAAUAAUGUCAUGAAGAAGAUGACUGAGAAGUACCACAACGCAGAGGAAUUUGCCAGUUAUUUUAAAAUGCAUUUCACAACUCCAUUAGGGAAAAAGAACGAAAUAAUGGAAGUCAUGGAGGCUAUUAGAGACGACACACAGAAUCUAAAAUAUAGUAAAAUGGUAGACGCUGUUUUUCCCAAAAAUUUGAGGUGUAAUGGGCUUUUUGACAAAAAAAGGUUAUAUAAUUUCUAUGGAUUGUACAACAGUGCAUAUGUUCCUGGUAUUGUGAAGAUCCUCGAUAAUGUAUUCAAUUACAUAAAAGGAACAGAAGAGCUAGUACUUCCGUUUCAGACGGUCAAAGGUAGUAUUAAACAAACAAAGAAGAUGGUGGUGUGGAUAGAAGGUGGGGUUUCUCUUGUUGAAGAAAAGGCGGUGUAUUCAUGGUCGAAGAGUCAUGACACAUUUCCAGUUUUGUUGUGUGGCAAUAAGGUGUUGACGCCAGAGUCUAUGCUUUCUGCUUUCUUUCAUUGA